GUGGUGGUCUAGCAAACCGACGCCAUCACCGCCAUUUGCGAAGUAACUGUGCUAGGAGCUGGAUGCCGUCGCUCCGCUGUCCGUGUUUGUGAAAACUAUUUUAUUCUUUAGACUUAGUGUUUAGUUACACUAAAAUUCAGUGUAUUGCGUGAAUUUAAGCGUCAUUGACUGAGCGGCGGUAAGCGGAAGCGUCGUCCAAGAUGGCGGACGAUGAGCAGUUCUCUCUAUGUUGGAACAAUUUCAAUUCCAACUUAUCGGCGGGAUUUCAUGAAUCCCUGCAGCGUGGUGAUUUGGUGGACGUGACGCUGGCUGCUGAAGGUCAGCUAGUUCAGGCACAUCGCCUCGUUUUAUCAGUAUGUUCCCCGUAUUUCCGGAAAAUGUUCAACCAAAUGCCUAAGAACCAACAUGCUUUCGUUUUCCUGAAAGAUGUUACCCACUCGGCGCUCCAGGAUCUCAUACAGUUUAUGUACUGUGGCGAGGUGAAUGUGAAGCAAGAUGCCCUACCCGCCUUUAUCAGUACCGCCGAAGCAUUGCAAAUCAAAGGAUUGACAGAAACGGGCGAUAGCGCACCAGCACAACAGUCGCCUGUCAAAGAAGACCCGCCGGCGGUCCCUGUGGCGACAGCCAGUAUUUCCACCACCGUCCCCGUCACUCCCCAACGAACAAAGGUUCAACGUAACCGCAUUCAAUCGUACAAAUUAGAAUCGGAAGAGAGUGGCGAUGACAAAAUAGUGCAUUUGCAAGCCAGCACAUCUCAUCACGUGACGGCCCAGCAGCUUCAGGCCCAGACAAGCGCUAGCUCUCAGAAACGUGCCAUGCCACAGCGUGGCGUUCAGAGUCAUGCAAGCAAGCGGACGAAAAUGUCCAUCAGUGCUAGCAGCGACGGAUUGGACACAUCGGACACGGUAACCACACCGACCCAGGCACAGACCAUACAGACAGUCCAGAUAGUGAAGCAACUCCCUGCACAAGUGAUUGAGCCGGAAUACAUUGAGCUACCGAUGGAAUCGGUCAAUCCUAAGGCUGAACCAGACUACACGGACGAGGCAGCCGAAAUCGAAACGGUUGAUGCUGAGACGGAACAGGAACACAAGCUAUCGGAACAUGAGCAAGGCGAUGCGGACGAUGAUGGCAACUACGUUGAGGAUGAAACGUACGGAGACAUGGGCAUGGGCAAGUACGAAGAAUCAUACCUAACGGAAGGCGAGGAAGGAGCGAAACCUGGCGUAUCUGGAUUCGUGGAUUCGUACACAUCGGACGGAGGAACUGGCACGGAACAAUCGACACAAGUAUGCGAAGAGAAGCGGAUUAGCAAAUCGGCGGCAAACAGUGAUUGUAGCGAUACGGACGAAACGGUGGCCGUGUUUGCCAAGACGAUGCGCGGCAAAGAGCAGCUCAUCUACAUGGGGCAACCGUUUGUGUUCGAAAAGCUCGUCCUCACGCACGGGAGCGAAUCGAAAAAGAUAUGGCGCUGCAAUCAGUGGUGGAACCAGCGGUGUAGGGCGCGCGUGUACACGAUCGACCGGCAGGUUACGCCGCUCAAUCGCUACCACACGCACGUGGACAUUGUGAAGCGCAAGCAGCGGGUGGUUAGGCGCGAAAGGAGCGGCACUGGUGGCUGUGCAGCAAGCACGCCGGCCGCCAGCAAAUCUGCCAACACAGCGGUCCACGUACAGCAACCACAGCAGCAAUUGCCACCGUCCAGCACAGCAGCGGCGCCCAUCACAAAACCAACGGAACACCAGACAACCCUUGGCGGCAGCGGCAGCAGCAACAAGCCAAGAUUGCCCCGGUUGGUGGACGGUGUCCGGCAUAAGAUAUACGAUCAGGUUCCGCUGCACGCCGGCAGCUCGGUGUACAUCGCGACGAAAGGUCUGCUGUCGAUCUACACCUCCAAGCCGGCCGUUUACACCGGCAGACUGGUCGAGCUAAUGUUUGGCGUGGAAACGCUCAAGCGCAGCUGCCUGAAUGGGAGCGAGCAAACCGACCCGGGCCUGGUGCCGCUCGAUCCGACGAUACUGGACGCGGUGAUCACCCACAUUGUGGACGUUUUCCAGCAGCAACGGCAACACAUCACGACCGGUAUGGUGCGCAACUUUAUUCGCAACCGGAUGGAGCUGUUGCGGACGAAUGCCGCGAUUGGGGGUGGUGGUUAUCUGUCGUCCAAAAAGCUGUCCAAGCACGCGCCUCCAAACAGCAAAGCGUAGGGGCUUUCACCUGUGUGAACGACCAGCCGGUGCCGAGAAAUGAGAAAUAAAGCGCAAUUUUUAAGCAUAAUCUUUAGAAGCGGAAUGUACUUUAAGGGCGCACGGUAUUUGGAUCUACUUUCCCACCCAUCGUCACAAACCUUUGACUUUCCUUCCGGAUCGAUCACAUUUUAAAGUGGCUUUCUCUCUCUCACUCUCUCACUCUCGCAGUGGACAAACAGCUGACGAAGCGUAAGGGCACCGAGCUAAUCUCGCUGAUCGACAACCAGGAUGUAGCGUUCGGCGAAACGGACAACGGUGGCAAGCAGCUGACGUACCGCAAUUACAUCUACCAUCGGAACCUAACGACGGGCAGCACCGUGUACUGGCGCUGCUCGAAAGCGAUGCGCCUCAAGUGUAAGGCGACGAUCGUGACCAGGGGCGAUCUGAUGCGUGUCAACAACGUCGAGCACAAUCACGUCCCGAUGCGCCGACUGACGUACGGAUUGGGUGUGAACGAGAAGCGCAAGCUGAAGAAACGCAACGAUCCGUGGACUCGAUGAGCGCGCAAUAAAAUUGGUUUAAACCUCUCGCAACAACCGAACUAAGGCGUUUUGGGCGUCGAUAACGAUCGGCUGGUUCGCGGGACGAUCGUUUCGAUCUUCAUAGCGAUCAGCCCCGAACGGCAGCUGAUACGGUUGCGGGACAAACUGUACCAGAAAACGAUCGGGCGUGCGUACCGCAGCGUCUGGACGUGCAUCGAGUACGGGUGUCCGGGCGAGAUCGUGCUGCGGGAGCUGAAGGGUGGUCAGAUCAAGAUUACCAGCGCGCACAACGACGACUGCACGUCGGACUACUUCAAGAACCGCCCCGCGCACCAGAUGCAUCUGAACGAAAGCGAACUGACGCAGCUAGAGUUAAGCAUGGCAAACAGAAGGGUGGUGGCGUGACGUGUGCUGUGCCGUGGCACAGCAAACUCCUCCGCACCGGAAACUUGGCAAACACGCAAUAAAUAUACUAGGGCUUCGCGCUUUGUUGCAAAUGGUUCGGCCAAAUAAGCCUCUUCUUAACCUGCCUCUCCUCGAUAGUUGUUUGUUCGUUCUAUCACAUCGAUGCUUCGCGAAGCGUUUGUUCUGUUCAUCCACCCUAUAUGAUUUUGUAAUUGUUUCCUUUUUUUCUUCUUUUCCGCCACUGUUUUGCAGAACCAGCACGCUACAUUGUUGGAGUGCGGGGUAGCCGGAAGCUGAAGGUGGGCGACUAUACCUUCACCAGGAACAAGGAGUGUUCGGACAAAACGUACUGGUCCUGUGCCCGGGCGGGCAUGCAUCGGUGCAAAGCGCGCGUCCUCACCUACAACAACAAGAACGGCGAACAGACGUACAUACUGCGCAACGGCUUCCACAAUCACGAGCCGUUCUAGUGCAGCAUUGCUUUGCUUGUGUGUACAAUAAAGCUUUUUCGGUCGGGCGGGCAUGAUUGCUUUAUGAAAACCAAUAAAACGAUCUUAAGACACA
Anopheles stephensi (Asian malaria mosquito) is the source of this 3700-nucleotide messenger RNA. RefSeq names its product modifier of mdg4-like. Gene Ontology annotation, molecular function: protein binding; DNA binding. Bases 201 to 2207 code for a protein of 668 amino acids. Gene Ontology annotation, biological process: regulation of transcription by RNA polymerase II. The record is from RefSeq and is a predicted model, not a curated record. NCBI's taxonomy places the organism in Eukaryota, Metazoa, Arthropoda, Insecta, Diptera, Culicidae. The transcript is spliced from 8 exons. Gene Ontology annotation, cellular component: nucleus.